Molecule: messenger RNA, 1798 nt
Organism: Patella vulgata (common limpet)
Lineage: Eukaryota; Metazoa; Mollusca; Gastropoda; Patellidae
Product: endoglucanase A
Exons: 12
Coding region: 59-1771 (570 amino acids)
Biological process (GO): carbohydrate metabolic process
Molecular function (GO): hydrolase activity, hydrolyzing O-glycosyl compounds
Source: RefSeq, a predicted model, not a curated record
CACGAUAAAAACCAAGGAAUUGGUCUAUAUCUUUACAUAAGGCAAGAAAUCAGCUAAGAUGUUGUUGCUUGCUAUUAGUUGGUUGGUGAUAUUGGGCAGCCAUGCCCAACAUCACAAAAUCUUUCACAUGACCGGUGUCCAAGAUUGGACAGGAAAGUUUCAGGGUGAAUUUAACAUCCCUUUUACUGAACAUGUAGAUGGCUGGGAAAUGAUUAUAACAUUUAGCGUUCCUGUCACCGGAUUCUCGGAAUGGAUGGGAGAUGUUGUGAAGACUUCAACAGAUAAUCGUGUGUAUACUAUUGUUGAUAAACCCCAUGUUGGAAUACAAGAAAUCGGAAACAAGUUGCAGGUCACUGUAAGUGGUUCUUACUCCGGAAGUAAACCACCAACUGCUACAGCAGAAUUUAUUAACCUGGGAAAAGACGAUUUCAAACCAACAGAGCUUCCAAACAAGGAUCAUACAAAGUAUAAUUACGACCAAGUCUUGGAACUGUCCAUCCUGUUCUACGAAACCCAAAGAUCUGGUAAACUUCCAGCUAAUAACAGAAUACCCUGGAGAGGUGAUUCAGCUCUGGGCGAUAAAGGACAAAAUGGCGAAGACUUAACUGGAGGAUGGUACGAUGCUGGUGAUCAUGUUAAAUUUGGCCUGCCUAUGGCCUAUUCAACUACUAUAUUAACUUGGAGUUUGUUAGAAUUUAAAGAUGCUUACACAUCAUCUGGCCAACUGCAAUACAUGUAUGAUUGUAUUAAGUGGCCUCUUGAUUAUUUUCUUAAAGCACAUACAAAAGCCAAUGAGUUAUACAUUCAGGUAGGAGACGGUGGAAAAGACCACAGCUAUUGGGGUAGACCAGAGGACAUGAAAAUGGAUCGACCAUCAUACAAGCUGGACGCGUCGUGUCCAGGAAGUGAUGUGGCCGCUGAGACCGCUGCUGCAUUUGCUGCAGGAUAUAUGGUGUUUAAAACGAAAGAUCCAGCGUAUGCCAACAAGUUAUUAAAACACAGUAGAGAAUUAUAUGCUUUCGCUUUGGCUCAUCAAGGAAUCUAUACGGACUGUGUCAACGAAGCUGCCGCUUACUACAGGUCUAUGGGGUUUGAAGAUGAACUUGCUUGGGGUGGAGCAUGGUUAUAUUAUGCUACAAAAGAAGACAAAUAUCUAACAUCAGCUGAGAAAUAUCACCAACCUGGUAAAGCCUGGGGAAUGUCAUGGGACGAUAAACAGGCUGCUGAAACGGUACUUCUGUAUAAAUUAACCAAGAAAGAUAAAUAUAAACAAGAUAUAGAGGCUACUUACACAGACUGGAUGCCAGGUGGAGGAAUUCCCUAUACACCUAAAGGUCUAGCUUACAGAUUGAAAUGGGGUGCAUUGAGAUACGCAAGUAAUAUGGCUUUCAUUGCUCUAAUGGCGGCUGAAGAAGGUCUUCAUGAAACUGCAUACAGGAAAUGGGCACAAGGACAGAUUUAUUAUGCUUUGGGUGAUACUGGCAGAAGUUUCCUGAUUGGGUACGGUACAAACUACCCAAGACGACCUCAUCACAGGGGAAGCUCAUGUCCACAACGUCCUGCGCCGUGUGCAUGGUUUGACCAAACUCAACCUGGUCCAAAUCCACACAUCCUGUAUGGUGCUUUGGUUGGUGGUCCUGAUGAGCAUGAUGGUUAUAGUGAUAAGAGAGAUGAUUAUGUUCAUAAUGAAGUAGCCACUGAUUAUAACGCAGCUUUCCAGGCAGCUGUAGCUUGUCUGAAAUCACUUCACCUUCGUGGAAAAUUUACUUAAGGAUUAUAAUAAAAAGUUUUAAAAACC